This is a messenger RNA of Drosophila nasuta, 14263 nucleotides long. Its product is annotated as dynein axonemal heavy chain 10-like. Bases 5 to 14155 code for a protein of 4716 amino acids. Gene Ontology annotation, biological process: microtubule-based movement. NCBI's taxonomy places the organism in Eukaryota, Metazoa, Arthropoda, Insecta, Diptera, Drosophilidae. The record is from RefSeq and is a predicted model, not a curated record. Gene Ontology annotation, molecular function: dynein light intermediate chain binding; minus-end-directed microtubule motor activity; ATP binding. Gene Ontology annotation, cellular component: dynein complex. The transcript has 42 exons.
GGCAAUGGAGGCACAAGCCAAGAAGAUGCAGGCAGCCAAACAGGCAGCAUCCCAAGAAGCUCCAGCCGAUGCAGACGAAGAGGAAGAAGCUGCUCAGCCUGUUGUCAUAGAUAUCGCAUCGUCAUCCGAGGAGGAGGUCGAGCAAAAGCCCGAAAAGCUGACCAUCGCCGAGCGCUGGGAGAAGCUACUCAACGAGACCAAGGCCAAAGUGGCUGCUGAGCAUGCCGCCGAGGAGGCAACUCAACCACGAAUUAUGCCCAUUCAACGUCGUCUGCUUAACGAAAUGGACGAGUUUGAUAGCGAAAUAGUUUGGACCAUCAAUCACAUUGUCUGGGCCUUCAAUCUGCCCACUUCAUAUGUGCUGCCCGAUCAGGUGGAGACUGAAUUCGAAGAGGCCAUUAUUCGAGUGCCACUUGAUCCCAAGAGAAUUGAUUUGAUUCCCACAUACACUCAAGUACAGCUGGAAGACGUAGUCGAUGGUUGGAUUAAGUAUUUGUUGAAAACAAUGAAAACAUUAAAGGACAGCAAGUUGGAUGAAUUCACCCCAAUGGCUGAGUAUCGCUAUUGGCAUAAAAUGGAAAUUGAUCUUUAUGGUACUCUCGAGCAACUUAAAACCGAGUUUGUGAUGACGGUACUAAGUCGCUUGACAAGCAUGGAAUCAAAAGUGCUGACGGAGUGGAACCGCGUGUUAAAUCUAACAGAAGAACGUUUCAAGUUGGCAAAAGAAAACUCUGAUUAUUUGGGCACUAUUAAAGACUAUUUGGAGAAAAUACGCAACUAUGACAGCUUUAAGAUGUCAGUACUGCAAAUUCCCAAUGUGAUGGUAGGAUUGCGUCACAUCUGGACCAUGUCCAGCUACUAUUGUCGAGACCCCGAAAUGCAGGUGCUACUCUGUGAGAUCUCGAAUGUUUUUGUACAGAAGGUCAAGAAAAUUAUCAACUUUGACAACAUUUUUCGAUACUCUGCCACUUACACCUACGAAACAGCCAACAACUGUGCUAACUUAUUGCGCUGCUGGAAACAGGCUUAUAAGAUAAGUCGCCAGCAUAUUGAAGAAUCUGGCGCUGGAUCACGUUGGGAAUUCGAUAGCGUUAAGCUCUUCAACGAAGUGAAUCAUAUAUAUCGUGUGGCUGUAGAUAUCGCCUAUGUGGGUCGAGUCUUUAUACAAUAUGAGAACCUCUUUGGACGCAACCUAAAAGCACUGAUUACCGAUCCAGCCAUUGUCGAUAAUCUAAUGCGAAAGAUUUAUCGCUUGCUAGACGAUCUCAUACGCACCGUGGACUAUGAUAUGUUUGAGCCAAGCAAUUGGGAGAAUUGGGAGUACUCGCUGGAACAGUUCAACAAACGCCUCGAGGUACUGGAAAUGGAAGCCAAAACAGUUAUCGAUCAGAGCAUCAACUCACUGCUCUCGGCGGAUAAAGGCAUCAAAUUGCUAACGAAUGCGAAUACAAUUGAUACCAGAAAAUCUUUGCAAGAGUUUGUUUCCACUAAACACGAGAAUUUACUGCGAUUCUUCAUUAGCGAAAUUAACAAUGUGGAAGCUGUGUUCACAAGUCAUAAAAAAACGCCACCAAUGCCAAAAUUGCAGCCAGCCAAAAUAAGCGCAGUUUGCUGGGUGCGUUCGUUGGGUAGAAAACUAAAGAAUUCGGUGAUGGCAUUCAAGAGUCUCGAGAAUGAUCCGGCAAUGGCGAAUAGCUUUCUGAAGCGUAGCGCAUUUAAACAAUACUUUGAGUUGAUGACAGUUUUGUUUCAGUUUGAAAAAAUGCUCUUUGAGAAAUACAUGCAGAACGCCACGUUCAUGGUAAACCACACAAAUCGCUCAAACAUACUAAACAUACAGAUUUGCAACGAUGAAACGAUGACCUACAUAUCAGAUGCCAGCCAAACACAUAGAACCAAGAGCCAUGGCGCUUCAAUUGUAGCGAAUACUUCUCAGUUUGGAACCAGCGGUAUAUUAAGCAUGACCGAUAUGUCAUCGGACUUUAAUUUGAGUCCACAAGCGAGUUUUGCCGAAGAGGAGGAUAAUACUUCCCAACAAGCCGUUGAAGGCAGUCAUAUGGGAUUUCUGUGUAAAAUUAACAGAUUCACUGUAUUGACGGCAAUGAUAAUGUGGAUGGUUGGCAAGACGCGACAUGCGAAUCAGCAACUGAAUAAGGCUGUGGCAUUUUUGCAUGCCAUUAAGGAAAAGAAAGCUAAGGAUAUAACUUUAAAAGAUCGUGAAUGUACACAAAUUUGUGAAUUGCUUGUUCGUGCCACAUCGCAAAAAAAGCUACCAAUAUGGAAGGAAAUUGUUGGCGAGAAAGUGCUCAUCGAAUACGACUCGAAUUUCGUGGUCAAUUUAAGCCGUGAAGUUUUCGAUUGUAUGUUCGAGGGUCAACUGUUUGAGCACUUGGGCUUCACUUUACCCUCAGUGCUGCGCACAGCGAUCAUGAAAAAGGAGCUGCUAUUCAAAGACUAUGAAAAGCUGUCGGAAGUCAUUAGUCGAUACAAUGGAAUCAUUGGGAAUUUAUCCAUGUCUGAAGUGGUAUUCUUACGAGAACACAUCUACGAGACGGAGCUUUUUAUACAAAUGGGCGUGGCACGAUACACAUGGAUAUCAUUUAAUAUUGGCAAAUUUUGCGAUCAAAUCAAUUCGCAAUUGCGCAAAUUGACUUCGAUUGUGUCGCAGAUUAAUUUCAUACGCCUCGAUUUACGCGAUCGCAUUGAUCAAAUCAGACGCUUUAAUUUAUUCAAUCUGGACGAAGAGACUAAUAAGAAAAAAGAGGAAGCGCUUGCUGCAGAAGCUCCUGAGGAACAAACUAAACCCGUCAGUGAUUCCAUAAAAUCCUCAACUGGACAUACAUUUACAUCUGUCACUGGAGAGAAGGUAACCAUUGUGCAGGCAGCCGACGAGCAUGAUGAGAAGAAGAAAAAGGAGGAAUUCGCCUGUGGCACAGGUGUCUAUGAAUGCCAAGGAUAUUUCGAACUAUUGGAAGCUUCAAGGAAUCGUAAAGCAGCUCGCAUGAAGCAACUCUAUGACUCCUUGGGUCCAGUGCUUAUCAAACUAGAGAGUCUGGUGUUGGGCACAUUUACUGGCAGAUCUGAAAAGAUGCGUAACUACUACGAGUUCUGGGAAGAGGAGACAUUCAAGUGUAUAAUUGACAUGACUUAUGAGAAUCUAAAGUGCUACAUUAAUCGUCUGUUAUCAAAUGAGCCAAUGUUUGAGGUUAACGCUGUUCUACUAAUGUCUGAAAUUGUGCUGGAACCAUCCACCAAUGAGCUACAGAGCGUCAUUAUUACUGCAGCCAAGGAUUUUGUGAAAAGACUUAAAUUAUUUACCCGAUGGAUGAGCGGCACUUGCCUUAACUGUCCACUAAUCGAUGCAGGUGCACAAUGGAAAUAUAAUUACACUUUCUACGAGGACGUGGUUAAUAUUAAAGAUGUAGUCAAUCUCAUCAUUAACAUACACGACUUGGCUUUAAAAAUCGUGUUGGAAGCCAAGAGCUUUAUUGUCCAAUUCCGCAAGUACUUCAAUCUGUGGGCCUACGAGAAGGAUGUGAUAUGCCAGAAGUUUGUCGAGCGCCAAGUGACGCUGGUCGAAAUCGAUGAGAAAUUUACAUUUUACUCGAGUAUUGUGACCACCCUGGAACAAAUGCGUCAGUACCACACUGUCCGAUGUGUGCGCAUUAAUUUGCGACCAUUGCUCCAGAGCAUCAUACAACAUGCCAAGGAUUGGUGCACCAUACUGGGUGAGGAGCUGUUGCGGUAUGUCAACGACAACAUGAGGUCGAUGCGUAGUGAGAUUAAAACGUUGAGCUUAAAUCUAAAUAAGACUACACGUGAAUUAGAGGACUUUAAGUUGGUCAUGCAAACGAUUGCCACAAUUCAAUCGACAACACUGACAAAUGAGCAGAAGAUUCAUGAAAUGCAGGAGACAUUCACAGUGCUGAGCGAACAUCAAAUUAUGUUCUCAUACGAGGAUAUGCUGAUGGCCCAUCACCUAGAGAAGCGUUGGAAGAGACUGUUUCUAUCGGCUCUGUAUCGAUCGGAGAAACUGCAGCCAAUUAAGCAAAAAUUUGCCGAGAUGACUUCCGGCGAAAUAGAAGUGUUCUGGGAUGAUCUUGAGGAUUUCAUCAAGGACUAUGAUGAGAAUGGACCGGGCUCUGUUGGUCCGGAACUUGAGCGUGGUGUUCGCCUAAUGGAUCCGUAUGGUCAUAAAAUUGAGGAGCGAGAACUAAGACGCCAAGAGCUGGCCAACGCUGAGCGACUCUUUGAUAUGCCAAUGGUUGAUUACCAUGAGUUUGGACGUAUUCAAACCGAAUACGAAGGAUUGCAGCAAAUCUAUAAACUGUACAGAUCUCAAAAGAAUGGUCGCGAAAUCUGGGCCAAGACUUUAUGGGUCGAUUUGGAUCCCAAUUUCCUAACUGAGGGCGUGGAGAGCUAUCUUAAAGAAUUCCGUAAACUGCCCAAGGCGGUGCGCACUUUACCUACUGGCGUUCAGCUGGAGAUUCACAUGAAACAAUUCAAGGCCACUGUGCCACUGAUGGUCAGCCUGAAAAAUGAGGCACUGCGCGAACGGCAUUGGCUGCAGCUGAUGGAGAAGACGGGACAGUAUUUUGAUAUGUCGCCAGCGAGAUUUACGCUAGAGAAUAUGUUUGCCAUGCAGCUGCAUAAGUAUCAGGACAUUGCCGAACAGAUACUGACCAAUGCCAUCAAGGAGUUGCAGAUUGAGCGCGGCGUGCGAGCCGUCGAGGAAACCUGGGGCAACAUGAACUUCAAGGUGAUCAAGCAUUACAAGGGCAUGGAGGAUCGUGGCUGGAUCUUGGGGCCAGUCGAUGAAAUCACACAAGUGCUAGAAGACAAUGCCAUGAAUCUGCAGUCGAUGGGUGCUAGUCAAUUUAUUGGCCCCUUUCUGGGUACGGUUAACAAAUGGGAACGAGCCCUGGCGAAUAUCUCGGAAAUCAUUGACGAGUGGCUCGUUGUGCAACGCAAGUGGCUCUACUUAGAGGGCAUCUUCAUUGGUGGCGAUAUACGCACCCAGCUGCCGGAGGAGGCGCGUAAAUUCGAUGACAUUGACAAGGCGUAUCGUCGGAUCAUGGUCGAUUGUGCCAAAAAUCCGUUAGUGGUGCCAUUUUGUGCAGUGCCGGGACGUUUAGUGGAUAUACAAGGUCUGGGAGUUGGCUUGGAAAAUUGUCAGAAGUCGUUAAACGAAUAUUUGGACUCGAAACGUCGCAUUUUCCCGCGUUUCUAUUUCAUAUCCACCGAUGAGUUGCUCUCAAUUUUGGGCAGCAGUGAGCCAUCUGCAGUGCAGAACCACAUCAUUAAGAUGUACGACAAUGUCAAGUCUCUGCGCCUGGUCAAGGAAGGCAGCCUCACAGUUGUUACCGCCAUGAUAUCCAGCGAGGGCGAGGUUAUGGAGUUUCGUAAUAUCAUACGAGCACAGGGUCGCGUCGAGCAUUGGAUGAACGAUGUGCUGGAUGAAAUGCGCAUCUCGAAUCGCUACAUAACCAAGACCUGCAUCUACGACUUUGGCACCGAUCUGGUAAUUUCAAGGCCGGACUGGUUAAUGAAUUACCAGGGCAUGGUCGGGCUGGCGGCCAGUCAAGUCUGGUGGACGGCCGAGGUGGAGGAGGCAUUCGAUCAGGCCCAGAAUCAUGGCAACAUGCGAGCCAUGAAGGAUUUCCUCAACAAGAGCAACUAUCAAAUUGAAGAGCUUGUGCUGAAAGUGCGUUCCAAUUUGUCGCGCAACGAUCGACUCAAGUUCAAGGCAAUCUGCACCAUUGAUGUGCAUGCUCGUGACAUUAUCGACAACUUUGUGCGCGACAAUGUGCUGGAUGCCAGUGAAUUCAGUUGGGAGAGUCAGCUGCGCUUCUAUUGGGUCAAGUUUUAUGACAAUCUGCAUGUCAUACAAUGCUCCGGUAGCUUCGACUAUGGCUACGAGUACAUGGGCCUCAAUGGUCGUCUUGUCAUUACUCCGCUGACGGAUCGCAUCUAUUUAACAAUCACCCAAGCCUUGCUUAUGAAUCUGGGCGGAGCUCCAGCUGGUCCCGCGGGCACAGGUAAGACCGAGACUGUCAAGGAUCUGGCCAAGGCAAUGGGAUUGCUCUGUAUGGUCACCAAUUGCGGUGAGGGCAUGGACUUCAGAGCUGUGGGUACUAUUCUAUCGGGUCUUGUGCAGUGUGGCGCCUGGGGCUGCUUUGAUGAAUUCAAUCGCAUUGAUAUCUCUGUGCUCAGUGUCAUCUCGACACAGCUGCAAACUAUUCGCAAUGCCUUGAUACGCAAACUUAAGCGUUUUGUGUUUGAAGGCGUUGAGAUCAGCAUGGAUCCAAAGUGUGGUGUCUUUGUGACCAUGAACCCUGGUUAUGCUGGUCGCACAGAGCUGCCGGAGUCUGUGAAGGCGCUGUUUCGGCCUGUCACCUGCAUCAAGCCUGAUCUGGAGCUUAUUUGCCUCAUCUCGCUAUUCUCUGACGGCUUUCUAACGGCCAAGGUGCUGGCCAAAAAGAUGACUGUGCUCUAUGCGCUGGCCCAGGAGCAGCUGUCGAAGCAAUGUCACUACGAUUGGGGCUUACGUUCGCUAAACUCUGUGCUGCGAAUGGCUGGCGUUAUGAAGCGACAGUCAGAGGAUCUGCCCGAGGCUGUGGUCCUGAUGCGUGUGCUGCGUGACAUGAACUUUCCCAAGUUCAUAUUCGAGGAUGUGCCACUGUUCUUGGGUCUUAUUAAAGAUCUAUUUCCUGGCAUUGAUUGUCCACGCAUCGGUUAUCCGGACUUUAAUGCGGCUGUGCGUCAUGUGCUUGUCAACGAUGGAUAUAUUCUGCUGCCCGAUCAGGAAGACAAAGUGGUGCAAAUGUACGAGACCAUGAUGACCCGACACUCGACCAUGCUUGUGGGUCCAACAGGUGGCGGCAAAACUGUCGUCAUAAAUGCUCUGAUCAAAGCGCAAACCCACAUGAGCUUGCCCACCAAGUGCACCGUGCUUAACCCCAAGGCAUGCUCGGUAAUCGAGUUGUAUGGAUAUUUGGAUAUGGAGACGCGCGAUUGGAUCGAUGGAUUAUUUUCAAAUAUAUUCCGUGAAAUGAAUAGGCCACUGGAGCGUGAGGAACGACGCUAUGCUUGCUUUGAUGGCGACGUCGAUGCACUGUGGAUUGAGAACAUGAACUCUGUAAUGGAUGACAACAAGCUGCUGACAUUGGCGAACGGCGAGCGCAUACGACUCGAGAACUAUUGUGCUCUACUCUUUGAAGUGGGCAAUCUGUAUUAUGCCUCGCCAGCUACAGUUUCACGUGCCGGCAUGGUCUAUGUGGAUCCCAAGAAUCUACGUUACAGUCCCUACUGGCAACGUUGGGUCCUAACUCGACCGGAGCCACAGCGGGAGCUGCUCAACGACUUCUUCGAGAAGAUCAUCACAAAUGCCAUUGCGUUCAUCUUGGAGGGUCUAGAUGGCACCACUCAAGGCAAUCCUCUUAAGCUCGUCAUCAUGCAGACAGAUCUCAAUAUGGUCACGCAAUUCUGUAAUCUAUACGAUGCAUUGCUGCCAACCUAUGGACCACCUGAAAAUAAAGCCUCGGAUGAACCUGUAGUGAAGGUCUACAACACGGAUAGUUUGGAGUGCUGUUUUCUGCAGGCUGUUUAUGGAUCCCUCGGCGCUUGUUUGCUGGAAAAACAUCAGAUUGUGUUCGAUGAGUAUAUGAAACGUAUUGCUGGCUUUCCUUUGGUGCAGGACACACGCGAAUCCCCUGCUUCUGGUGGACAGUUUCCGCAGGGCAAGCCAACGCUCUAUGACUAUUUCUGGGACAUUAACGAGAACUGCUGGAUGGCUUGGGAGUGGGUUGUCAAGCCAUAUACCCAUGAUCCGAGUGUAAAAUUCAGUGAGAUUCUUGUGCCCACCGUGGACAAUACGCGUACCAAUCGCGUACUUGGCCUCAUGAGUGAAAUCAAACGACCUGUGCUGCUUGUCGGUGAGGCUGGCACAUCAAAGACGGCAACUAUCAUGCAGUAUUUGCGGAAUCUCAAUCCAACUGUCAAUAUCAUACUCAAUAUUAAUUUUUCAUCGAGAACAUCAUCGUUGGAUGUGCAACGCACAUUGGAGGCUGCGGUCGAGAAACGCACCAAGGAUACGUAUGGGCCACCGAUGGGAAAGAAAAUUGCUUGCUUUAUUGAUGACAUGAACAUGCCUCAGGUGGAUGAGUAUGGCACUCAACAGCCGAUUGCUCUGCUGAAGUUGUUCUUUGAGCGUGGCGGCAUGUUUGACCGUGACAAGGAUCUCAACUGGAAGAAGUUUAAGGAUAUGACAUUCUAUGCUGCCAUGGGCACCGCAGGCGGUGGUCGCAAUGAGGUCGAUCCACGUUUCAUUAGCAUGUUCUCCACCUACAACAUUGUCUUUCCCAACGAUGAGUCCCUCAUUCAAAUCUAUUCAUCCAUUUUCAAGGGUCAUCUGGAUUAUACGAAAUUCCAUCAGCGAUACAUGUUGAUUGCCGACAUGAUUGUUGUAAUGACACUCAAGUUAUUCAAGUUGGUCAUUGUGGAUCUGCCGCCGACGCCUUCGAAAUUCCAUUACAUUUUCAAUCUCAAGGAUCUGUCGCGUAUCUUUGCGGGCAUGCUAUUGAUACUGCCGGCGAAUUACAAAAAUCUUCGCGAGUUCAUUCGUGUCUGGCGCAACGAAUUCACUAGGAUUAUAUGCGAUCGUCUCAUCUCAAAGAAUGACGUCAAAAAUGUCAAUCGCUAUUUGGAAGUUGAAGUGGGCGAGCGUUUUCCACCCGAGUUUGAAGAAGAGCACGGCUUUAUUGACCUUGAAGCUGCAGCAGCAGAAGCCCAGGCACGUCUUAUGUAUGAAGCCUUUGCCGAAGACGCCGCUGCCGCUGCAGCUGAUGAGGAAGGCGGUGAAGAGGAAGAUGAUGAAUUGGAAGGUCCAGAAGUGGUGCUCUCACUAAAGGAUUAUGUGUUACGGGAUCCUCUUGUGUUUGGCGAUUUCCGCAAUUUCACCAAUGAAUCAGAGCCGCGUCACUAUGAAGAUCUCGUUGAUUACAACGCCGUGUUCCAUUUGUUUACCGAAAUCCUAGACGAGUACUGUGAACGUAAGCAAAAAAUGACUCUAGUGCUCUUUGAAGAUUGCUUGGAGCAUUUAACGCGUGUGCAUCGUACACUUCGCAUGAAUCGUGGUCAUGUUCUGCUAGUCGGUGUCGGUGGUUGUGGUAAAAAGUGUGUUACUCGUCUCUCAGCUUUUGCAGCUGAGUGUGAGGUGUUUGAGAUCACCAUAUCCCGUGGUUACAAUGAGACAUCUUUCCGUGAGGAUCUCAAGAUAUUGUACAACAUUGCGGGAGUAAAACGCAAAAAGGUUGUGUUCCUGUUCACAGCAGCACAGAUAGCCGAAGAGGGUUUCCUGGAGCUGAUCAAUAAUAUUCUGACAGUGGGUCAAGUGCCGGCUCUGUUCACAGAUGAGGAUAAGGAUGGCAUUGUGAAUCAAACGCGCAAGUUUGCCGAAGAGGAGGGUUUGUCUGCUUCCAAGGACUCUGUUUGGGCGUACUUCUUGCGCUGCUGCGCCGAGAAUCUGCAUGUUGUGCUUUGUAUGUCACCUGCUGGCGACGCUUUGCGUAAUCGUUGCCGCAGUUUCCCUGGUCUAAUUGGCAGCACCUACAUUGACUGGGUGUUCCCCUGGCCCAAGCAGGCGCUGUAUGCUGUGGCCAAACUUUUCCUAACCGAGCAUGCCUUGAUACCAGCACUGCAUCGCGAAGCCAUUAUCGAACAUGUGGUUCAUGUGCACAUGACAAUUCAGGAGUACUCCAAGGAUUAUCAAGCGAAACUCAGACGCAGUAACUUUGUAACGCCGAAACAUUAUUUGGACUACAUUAACACCUAUCUGGGAUUGUUGGAGGAGAAGCACAAACAUAUUAACCAGCAGCGAGAACGUCUCGGUGAAGGCAUCAAGAAAAUCGAAGAGGCAUCUGUGCAAAUUGAUGAGCUGCGCAUCAUAGUGACAGAGCAGAAGAAAAACGUGGCCGUUGCAUCCGAGGAGUGUGAGGCCAUGUUGGUAACGAUUGAAUCAUCGACGCAAAAGGCCAAUACGAAGAAGGCGGAAGCAUCCGAGAAAUCUGUGGAAGUGGAAAUCAAGGGGAAACAAAUUGCUAUUGAAAAGGAUGAGGCCGAAUUGAUUCUAGCUGAUGCGAUGCCAGCUCUAGAGGAAGCCAGACGUGCACUGUCCGAACUGGAGAAGGCACAGAUUACAGAGAUCCGUUCGUUUGCCACGCCUCCUGCCGCGGUGCAAGUUGUGUGCGAAUGCGUGGCCAUAUUGAAGGGCAUCAAGGAAAUCAGUUGGAAGAGCGCCAAGGGCAUGAUGAGCGAUGUGAAUUUCCUUAAGAGUUUGAUGGAAAUGGACUGCGAGGCCUUGACCCAAAAGCAAAUUACUUCGUGUCGCAAUCACAUGAAAACCCAAAACUUGGAUGACAUGGGCAAAAUUUCCAUAGCUGGCGCCGGUUUGCUGAAGUUCGUUAAAGCUGUGCUUGGCUUCUUCGAUGUCUACAAAGAAGUGAAACCUAAAAAGGAGCGUGUCGAUUUCUUGGUCGAAGAACAGGAAGUGCAAAUCAAGCUGCUCACCCAUUUGAAUUCAGAAAUUCAAAAGUUAGAGGAGAAACUGGAUCAACUCAAUGAGAACUAUGCGGUGUCCAUGCGGCAAAUGAGAGCUUUAACCGAGAUGAUGCAACAGGCAGAAAGACGUUUGAUCGCUUCCGAUAAACUGAUCAGUGGAUUAACAUCGGAAUUGAUACGCUGGAGCAAAGAAAUGGCUAGCUUAGGACAACAGUUGAUUGAUAGCUUGGGAUUGUGUUUAAUAAGCGCUUCAUUUUUGGCAUACACCGGCGCCUUCACCUGGGAGUUCCGCAAAGCCAUGGUCUUUGAUGACUGGCUGGAAGACAUCAUCUCGCUGGGCAUACCAGUUAAACUUCCCUUCAAAAUCGAUGCCAAUUUGACCAACGAUGUGGAGAUCUCACAAUGGUCCAACGAGGGGUUGCCACCCGAUGAACUCUCGCUACAAAAUGGCAUCCUGACCAUGCGUGCUUCGCGUUUCCCACUCUGCAUUGAUCCUCAGCUGCAGGCAUUGAUGUGGAUUCGCAAGAAGGAAUAUCGAAAUAACCUCAAAGUACUGUCGUUCAGCGAUUUUGAUUUCCUGAAGCAGCUGGAAAUGGCCAUAAUGUAUGGCUUACCAGUGCUAUUUGAGGAUGUGGAUGACUAUAUUGAUCCCGUUAUCGACGAUGUGCUGCAAAAGAAUGUGCGUGUUCAAGGCGGUCGCAAGUUUACUAUUUUGGGUGACAAGGAAGUCGACUGGGAUCCAAAAUUCCGUUUGUAUUUGACUACCAAGUUCUCGAAUCCCAAAUUCGAUCCGGCUGUUUAUGCCAAGGCCUUGGUCAUCAACUACACUGUCACACAGACUGGUCUCGAGGAUCAGCUGCUCAGUGUUGUGGUGGGCACAGAACGUCCAGAUCUGGAGCAGCAACGUGAAUCUCUCAUAGCACAGACCAGUGAAAAUAAGCAACUGCUGCAGCAACUCGAAGAUUCGCUGCUGCGUGAGUUGGCCACAUCAACGGGCAACAUGUUGGACAACGUCGAGCUGGUAGAGACGCUAGAAAAUACCAAAUCCAAGGCUGGCCUAGUGAUGGAGCAACUGAAACUUGCCAGCGACACCGCUGCCGACAUCGAAGUACUUCGUAAUGGUUAUCGAGCGGCUGCCAAGCGAGGUGCCGUUCUCUUCUUUGUCCUGGCGGACAUGGCCACCGUGAAUAGCAUGUAUCAAUAUGCUCUCGCCGCCUACCUUGAUCUCUUUGUCUACUCAUUGCGCAAAGCUGUGCCAGACACAGUGUUGGCCAAGCGUUUGAAUAACAUUAUCAAGACAUUAACGGAGAACGUUUAUAGCUACGGUUGCACGGGCAUCUUUGAACGGCACAAACUGCUAUUCUCCUUCCAGAUAGCCACAAAGCUGGCACAACGCGAUGGGGUCUUAUCACAACAGGAGAUUGAUUUCUUCAUCAAGGGCAGCAUUGCUUUAACCAAAAGCGAACGAGCCAAUCCGACCAAGUGGUUGCCAGAGAAGAGUUGGGAAGAUUUGCUGAAGUUGGCUUUUGAUUUCCCAGAUACGUUUGGUACAUUACCCGAUCAUUUUAGUCGUUACUUGGAUGAAUGGAAAGAGUGGUACGACUUAGAGAAUCCCGAGGAGGUGGCAUGCCCGGGCAGCUAUAACGUCAAUUGCAAUGCAUUCCAGAAAUUAUUGUUCCUUCGCUGUUUCCGAGUGGAUCGAAUUUUCCGUAGUAUAAAUCAAUACAUUGUGGACACCAUGGAUGAGUACUUCAUUAUGCCACCAGUUGUGAGCUUCUCAGGCAUUUAUGAGCAAACGACCUGCAUGAUUCCCGUUUGUUUUGUACUCAGCGCCGGCUCAGAUCCCACCAAUGAUCUGAUUAAGCUAGCCGACAUUGUCAUGGGUGGCAUGUCCAAUUUCUGUCACAUUUCACUGGGUCAGGGACAGGAAAAAACGGCUAUGAAUAUGCUGGACAAUGCACUCAAACAGGGUCAAUGGUUGAUGCUACAGAAUGGUCAUUUGUUGGUCAAAUUUGUGAGGGAAUUGGAAAAGUUCUUAGACAAAGUGGAGAAUCCGCAUCCAGACUUCCGAUUAUGGAUCACCACAGAUCCCACGCCGACCUUCCCAAUUGGCAUACUGCAGAAGUCAUUGAAAGUUGUCACUGAACCUCCAAACGGCUUGAAACUGAAUCUACGCUCAACAUACUUCAAAGUACGUCAGGAUCGUCUGGAGGCUUGCUCUCAUCGUGCCUAUCGCUCGCUAAUCUAUGUGCUAGCCUUCUUCCAUGCUGUUGUGCAAGAGCGUCGCAAAUACGAUAAACUUGGCUGGAACAUAGCGUACGAUUUCAAUGAUACAGACUUUGAGGUUUGCACUGAAAUACUGCGCAACUAUUUGAGUCGCUGUGCCGAAGAUAAAAUACCCUGGAAUAGCUUAAAGUAUCUGAUUGGCGAAGUGAUGUAUGGCGGACGAGUGAUCGAUGACUUCGACAGGCGCAUCACAAAUUGCUAUAUGAAUGAAUAUAUGGGCGAUUUCCUGUUCGAUGUAUUCCAAUCUUUUCACUUUUAUGAGGAUGAGCAUGUGGACUAUUGUCUGCCCGAUGAGGAGAUCGUACUAAAGGAGGACUAUAUAGCUCACAUUGACAAACUGCCGCUGGUCAAUAAGCCGGAUGUAUUUGGUCUGCAUCCAAACGCGGAAAUCGGUUAUUACACAAUGGCGGCGCGCAACAUUUGGAACAGUCUGAUUGAGUUGCAGCCACAAACUGGCGAGGGCACCGGCGGCAUCAGUCGGGAUGACUUCAUCGACGGUGUGGCUGCGGGAAUAUUGAAAAAACUGCCGCCAGCGUUUGAGACGUGGCGCAUCCGCAAGCAAAUCCAGAUGAGUCUGUCACCAACGGGUGUGGUGCUGUUGCAGGAGCUGGAUCGCUUUAAUACGUUGGUGGUGCGCAUCAAGAAGACGCUCGAACUGCUUCGUAAGGCCAUCGCUGGUGAAAUCGGCAUGGACAAUGUGCUAGACAAUGUUGCCAACUCGUUAUUUAAUGGCCUGCUGCCAGUAGUGUGGAGCAAACUGGCGCCGGCCACAUGUAAACAAUUGGCCAGCUGGCUGGUGCACUUAAAGAAUCGUGCUGUCCAAUACAAGUAUUGGUCGCUAUCCGGCGAGCCGUUGGUCAUGUGGCUGUCUGGUCUGCACAUUCCACAGAGCUACCUGACGGCUCUUGUUCAGAUUGCCUGUCGCAAAAACGCCUGGCCAUUGGAUCGUUCUACGUUGUUUACUUAUGUGACCACAUACUCAGAGCCCGAUGACGUUGAACAGCGCCCAGAGACGGGUUGCUAUGUGCAUGGUCUGUAUAUAGAGGGCGCACGCUUUGACAUGCCGACUAAUCAGCUGAUGCGUUCGCAUCCAAAAGUUCUGGUCGAAGAGCUGCCCAUUCUGGCCGUUGUCCCCAUUGAAGCGCACCGGCUUAAGCUACAGAACACUUUCCUGGCGCCUGUUUACACCACAUCGCUGCGCCGCAAUGCCAUGGGAGUUGGUCUGGUAUUUGAGGCUAAUCUGGCAACCUCUGAGGAUCUCAGUCAUUGGAUAUUACAGGGCGUAUGCUUAACCUUAAACACAGAUACAUAGAAACGACUAUUGGCAUUUCUUACAAGAUUUACUUUACUCGCUUUCAAAUAUAUCUGUAGUGUAGAUCAUCUAGUAUUGGCAAUUAUAUAUUAUAAUUAUGUUAAGUAU